AUGGUUGAUGCAUCUACAUGCAUGACUACGUCAAAUCCGCAGAGCAAUUUGCAAGUUGAAGUACUGAAAACAGAGAAGUUUCAGUUUAAAAAUGAAAUAGAAAAGCUAAAAUUUAAACUGGAAUCAUGUAAAUUUUGUCUUAGCUAUGUAGUGGCAAGAAAUAAAGAGACAUACUACACGGGAUUUCCUUCACUGCAAAGUUUAAAUGCCUGCUAUAGGUUUUUGGGCCCUGCAGUAGACAACCUAAUAUAUUGGAAUGGAGGUAAAUCUGAGAUAAAGGCAGACUUUAAAGGUAGAGGAAGACCUAGAGCACUUGCACCACUUGAAGAGUUUUUUAUGGUUCUGGUUCGAUUACGUCUUGGUCUAUUUGAAGAAGAUUUGGCUGAUAGAUUUAACAUAAGUUGCUCAACUGUAUCUAGAAUAUUUACUACUUGGAUCAACUUUCUGAAUCUUAAAUUUAAGGAAAUUCCUUUAUGGCCUCCAAGGCAAGUUAUCAAUAACAGUAUGCCAGCUCAUUUUUCAGAGAAAUACCCUUCCACACGAGUGAUAAUAGAUGCUGGCAAGAUAUAUGUAGAAAAGCCUUCUCUUCCUGAUGUGCAACAGUUAACAUUUUCUACAUAUAAAAAUGAUAACACUUACAAGGUUUUAGUAGGAAUAUCUCCAUCUGGUGCAGUAACAUUUGUAUCUGAUCUUUACCCUGGCAGUAUAUCAGAUAAAAAACUGAUUCAUUUUAGUGGUAUUUUGAAGUUGCUAGAGAAAGGAGACAGUGUAAUGGCAGACAGAGGUUUUGACAUACAGGAUGAUUUGACUCCUAUUGGAGUUAAAGUUAACAUACCACCAUUUUUAAGAGGCAAAAGCCAGCUUGAUGCAAAUGAAAUGAUAGAAACUCGUAGAAUAGCUUCAGAACGUGUGCAUGUUGAACGAAUGAUGGGAAGAAUUAAGAACUUCCAUAUAUUUGAUAGAUCACUACCAUCUUCACUGACUGAUUUAGCUAAUCAAAUAUUUUUUGUUUGUGCAGUAUUAUCUAAUUUCUGGCCUCCUUUAUGCUCAUGA
Amphimedon queenslandica is the source of this 1053-nucleotide messenger RNA. RefSeq lists its product as uncharacterized. The transcript has a single exon. Lineage: Eukaryota; Metazoa; Porifera; Demospongiae; Haplosclerida; Niphatidae. The record is from RefSeq and is a predicted model, not a curated record. The coding region runs from base 1 to 1053 and encodes 350 amino acids.